Messenger RNA from Cinclus cinclus, 1833 nucleotides. RefSeq names its product kelch like family member 6 (gene KLHL6). Gene Ontology annotation, biological process: germinal center formation; B cell receptor signaling pathway. The record is from RefSeq and is a predicted model, not a curated record. The coding region runs from base 1 to 1833 and encodes 610 amino acids. The transcript is spliced from 7 exons. Gene Ontology annotation, molecular function: protein binding. Lineage: Eukaryota; Metazoa; Chordata; Aves; Passeriformes; Cinclidae.
AUGGGGGACACACUGGAGAGGAGCUCUGAGGAGCCCGAGAACUCUUUGAACAAUGAGUGUUCGACGAAAAUGGGGGACCUUGUAGAAGUCUCGAGUGGUGAAAAGGUCAAGUUUGAUGAUACAGGUCUCUCUCUGGUGCUCCAGAAUGGCCUUGAGAAUCUUCGGCUUGAAAAUUCCCUUACAGAUGUCAUCCUGUGUGUGGACAGCAGGGAAUUCUCCUGCCACCGAGUGGUCCUUGCUGCAGCAAGCAAUUAUUUCAGGGCCAUGUUCUGCAAUGAUUUAAGAGAGAAAUAUGAGGAGAAGAUCAUACUAAAAGGAGUUGAUGCAGAAACCAUGAAUAUACUCUUGGACUACACCUACACCAGCAAGAUGCUCAUCACAAAGCAAAAUGUACAGAAAGUCUUGGAAGCUGCCAGCCUCUUUCAGUUCCUGCGCAUGGUAGAUGCUUGUGCCAGUUUUCUCACGGAAGCGCUCCAGCCGGAGAACUGCGUUGGCAUCCUGAGGCUGGCUGAUGCCCACUCCCUGCACAGCCUCAAACAACAAGUGCAGAACUACAUUAUCCAGAACUUCACCCAGGUCCUGAACUACGAGGAGUUCCUGGAGCUGCCGGCAGACAUUCUGUGCAGCACGCUCAAGAGUGAUGACCUUAAUGUCACGGAAGAGGCGCAGGUGUUCGAAACUGUCAUGAACUGGGUCCGGUACAAGGAGUCGGAGAGGUUUUCUCUCAUGCCAUAUGUGCUGGAGAAUGUCCGGCUGCCUCUCUUGGACCCUUGGUAUUUUGUAGAGACUGUUGAAGCUGAUAAACUCAUUAGACAGUGUCCAGAUGUCUUUCCUUUGCUCCAAGAAGCAAGAAUGUACCAUCUGUCAGGCAAUGAGAUUAUUACAGAAAGGACCAAGCCCAGGAUGCACGAGUUCCAGUCUGAGGUGUUUAUGAUCAUAGGGGGCUGUACAAAAGAUGAGAAGUUUGUAGCAGAAGUGACUUGCCUGGAUCCUUUGAGGCGAAGCCGUCUGGAAGUAGCAAAAUUACCAAUCACAGAGCAGGAGACAGAGAAUGAGAAUAAGAAAUGGGUGGAGUUUGCAUGCAUUACUCUAAAAAAUGAAGUCUACAUAUCAGGUGGCAAAGAAACAAAGCAUGAUGUCUGGAAAUACAACGCCUCCAUCAACAAAUGGAUACAAAUUGAGUAUCUCAAUAUUGGGCGCUGGAGACAUAAAAUGGCAGUGUUGGGUGGCAAAGUCUAUGUCAUUGGGGGGUUCGAUGGCAUGCAGAGAAUCAACAGCAUGGAAGCAUAUGAUCCCUUUCAUAACUGCUGGUCAGAGGCUGCUCCCCUGAUGGUCAACGUGAGCUCCUUUGCAGCAGCCAGCUACAAGAAGAGGCUGUAUGUGAUUGGGGGGGGUCCCAACGGGAAGCUGGCCACGGACAAGACGCAGUGCUACGACCCUGCCACCAACUCCUGGAGCCUCAGGGCUGCCAUGCCCGUGGAGGCCAAGUGCAUCAAUGCUGCCAGCUUCAGGGACCACAUCUAUGUGGUGGGUGGGGCAAUGAAAGCUCUGUACUCGUACAGCCCCCAGGAGGACACAUGGUGCCUGGUGACUCAGUUCAGCCACGAGAGAGCCAGCUGCGGCAUUUCUCCCUGCAACAACAAGCUCUUUAUCACCGGCGGCCGAGAUGAAAAGAACGAAGUCAUUGCAACAGUGCUCUGCUGGGACCCUGAAACUCAGAAGCUGACAGAAGAGUGUGUCCUGCCUCGAGGGGUGUCUCACCACGGCAGCGUUACCCUCAGGAAGUCUUACACUCCAGUCCGUAAGGUUGUGCCCGGGGCAGUUUCUGUCUGA